CGUACGUACAUACUUUUAUCUUCACCUUCUUCGUCGUCUUCUUCUUCCACUACUCUUCGCUCUCUGUGAUUCUUUCCGAGACAAUGACGGACACCACGGACGACAUAGCGGAGGAAAUCUCGUUCCAGAACUUCGAUGACGACUGCAAGUUGCUCGGGAGUCUUCUCAACGACGUGUUGCAGCGUGAGGUGGGUGGCAGCUUCAUGGAGAAAGUCGAGAGGAACCGUACCCUCGCUCAGAGUGCUUGUAACCUGAGGUUGGCGGGGAUAGAGGACAUGGCGGAGCUGCUAGAGAAGCAGCUAGCUUCGGAGAUAUCGAAGAUGACGUUGGAGGAAGCCUUGAUCCUCGCUCGCGCAUUCAGCCAUUAUCUCAAUUUGAUGGGUAUUGCCGAAACACAUCACAGGGUUCGUAAGGUACGAAGUGUGGCGCCUCUAUCAAAAUCUUGUGACGACAUUUUUAAUCAGCUGGUGCACGGUGGAGUUUCCCCAGACGAGCUUUAUGAAACAGUUUGCAAGCAGGAGGUUGAAAUUGUUCUUACUGCACAUCCCACACAAAUUAAUCGUCGCACGUUACAAUACAAGCACAUUAGAAUUGCCCAUCUCUUAGACUACAAUGACCGAUCUGACCUUGGUCAUGAAGAUCGAGACAUGCUGAUCGAAGAUCUGGUGAGAGAGAUAACUUCAAUCUGGCAGACAGACGAGCUUAGGCGCUACAAACCCACGCCUGUUGAAGAAGCCAGGGCCGGCUUGAAUAUUGUUGAGCAGUCCCUUUGGAAAGCUGUACCUCAUUACUUACGACGUGUCAGCAAUGCUUUAAAGAAGCAUACUGGAAGGCCUCUUCCAUUAACUUGCACACCAAUUAAGUUCGGGUCUUGGAUGGGGGGUGAUAGAGAUGGAAAUCCGAAUGUAACAGCAAAGGUCACAAAGGAUGUCUCUCUCUUAUCUAGGUGGAUGGCUAUUGAUCUCUACAUUCGUGAAGUUGACAGCAUCAGAUUUGAACUAUCCAUGAAUCGAUGCAGUGAUAAAUUGUCAAAAUUGGCACACGAGAUUAUAGAAGAAGAAACUUCAUCUGAUGUUCGACAUGAGAGUUGGAAUCAAUCUUUGAGCAGAAGUCAAAUUAAGCUUCAUGGCCAACAAGCUCCAGCCAUUCCAACACAUCUUCCAGCUCGAGCGGAUCUGCCCUCUUGCACUGAAUGUAAUGAUGGCGAAUCUCAGUAUCCCAGACUAGAAUUUCCUGGAGCUGAUUACAAGCCACUGCAUCGUCAGGAUGGUCAGGAUUCUACUUCAGAUUCUUCAUUUCAGGAUUCACAUCACAUGUCUUCACAAAAUGGAAGUUCGGCUAAUUCUAACACUACACAGGCACCUGUGACACCAAGAGCCCAGAUAGGAAGGUCCACCUUCCAGAAGCUUUUAGAACCAAGGGUCUCUCUAAGUCCUGGAAUUGCUCCUUACAGAAUUGUUCUCGGCAAUGUAAAAGAUAAGCUUAUGAAGACACAAAAACGUCUGGAGCUUCUUCUCGAGGAUCUUCCUUGCGAAUAUGAUCCUUGGGACUACUAUGAAACGUCAGAUCAAUUACUGGAACCACUGGUCCUGUGCUAUGAAUCUUUGCAAUCAUGUGGAUCUGGGGUGCUUGCUGAUGGUCGGCUUGCUGAUCUCAUCCGAAGAGUUGCUACUUUCGGGAUGGUAUUGAUGAAGCUUGACUUGCGUCAGGAAUCUGGUAGACAUGCUGAUACACUAGAUGCAAUAACCAAAUAUUUGGAUAUGGGUACAUACAGUGAGUGGGAUGAAGGAAAGAAACUAGAAUUUUUAACCAGAGAACUGAAGGGGAAGAGGCCACUAGUUCCCCCAAGUAUUGAGGUUGUUCCUGAUGUUAAAGAAGUCCUUGAUACAUUCCGUGUGGCUGCUGAGCUUGGGAGUGAUUCACUUGGAGCCUAUGUCAUUUCUAUGGCUUCAAAUGCAAGCGACGUCCUUGCAGUAGAGCUUUUGCAGAAAGAUGCAAGACUUGCUGUUAGUGGGGAAUUAGGAAGGCCAUGUCCUGGGGGAACGCUGCGGGUGGUUCCUCUGUUUGAAACUGUGAAGGACUUGAGAGAAGCUGGAUCCGUUAUUAGGAGACUAUUAUCAAUUGAUUGGUAUCGAGAGCACAUAAUAAAGAACCAUAAUGGCCACCAAGAGGUUAUGGUUGGAUACUCUGAUUCUGGUAAAGAUGCUGGGCGUUUCACUGCUGCUUGGGAACUUUACAAAGCCCAAGAAGAUGUUGUCGCAGCUUCCAAUGAGUAUGGUAUUAAAGUUACUCUAUUUCAUGGGCGUGGAGGGAGUAUUGGUCGUGGUGGUGGCCCAACAUAUCUCGCCAUCCAAUCCCAACCACCUGGCUCUGUAAUGGGUACCCUGCGGUCAACUGAGCAAGGAGAAAUGGUACAGGCAAAGUUUGGGCUACCACAGACAGCAGUCAGACAGUUGGAGAUAUACACAACAGCUGUUCUGCUUGCAACCCUACGGCCUCCACACCCGCCCCGAGAAGAACAAUGGAGAAAUCUCAUGGAGGAGAUCUCAAAAAUCAGUUGCCAGAAUUAUCGAAGUGUUGUCUAUGAAAAUCCAGAAUUCCUUGCUUACUUCAACGAGGCUACUCCUCAAGCUGAGCUUGGCUUCCUUAACAUAGGAAGCCGUCCUACCAGAAGAAAGAGCUCAACAGGAAUUGGACACCUUCGUGCCAUACCAUGGGUCUUUGCAUGGACUCAAACCAGGUUUGUUCUACCGGCUUGGCUAGGAGUUGGGGCAGGUCUGCAGGGUGUUUGUGAGAAGGGACAUACUGAUGACCUAAAGGCAAUGUACAAAGAGUGGCCUUUCUUUCAGUCCACCAUAGACCUUAUCGAGAUGGUUUUAGGGAAGGCAGACAUACCCAUAGCCAAGCACUAUGAUGAAGUCCUUGUCUCGGAGAGUAGACGAGGGCUUGGUUCCGAAUUAAGGGGGGAGCUCUUGACAGCAGAGAAGUACGUACUGGUGGUUAGUGGUCAUGAAAAACUUUCCGAGAACAAUCGGAGCUUGAGGAGGCUGAUAGAGAGCAGGCUCCCCUAUCUGAAUCCUAUGCACAUGUUGCAAGUGGAGAUACUAAAGAGGUUACGAUGUGAUGAUGAUAACCACAAACUCAGAGAUGCACUACUUAUCACUAUCAAUGGAAUUGCAGCUGGUAUGAGGAACACAGGUUAAGCAGAGAUUCUCAAGCUGUUGGCUAUACAACUCGUUGCUUGAAACUUUCACCUUUCCUCUGUUUAGUUUUAUGUUGUCUGUUUUGAUACUAAGAAAAUAGAAUAAUAACUCGGUUGAUCACCAAUUGAGAGGCCUGGCUGCUGCAGAUUGGAGAAUAUAGGUCCCAAUUGUCUGGUACAUUUAUCGGUCUUAUGAUUUUAUUAUAUUGCAAUGCCAAAAGCUAUGAAACUAGUCU
Molecule: messenger RNA, 3438 nt
Organism: Juglans microcarpa x Juglans regia
Lineage: Eukaryota; Viridiplantae; Streptophyta; Magnoliopsida; Fagales; Juglandaceae
Product: phosphoenolpyruvate carboxylase 4-like
Exons: 21
Coding region: 84-3203 (1039 amino acids)
Biological process (GO): carbon fixation; tricarboxylic acid cycle
Cellular component (GO): cytosol
Molecular function (GO): phosphoenolpyruvate carboxylase activity
Source: RefSeq, a predicted model, not a curated record